Messenger RNA from Python bivittatus (Burmese python), 1379 nucleotides. Lineage: Eukaryota; Metazoa; Chordata; Lepidosauria; Squamata; Pythonidae. The record is from RefSeq and is a predicted model, not a curated record.
UGCAGCAACAUCUGGAGUGCUUCAGGUUGCCACUCCAGAUAAACGGGAAGAAAAGAAUAUGUGUUGGAAGAAAGCUCCUUCUUUAAUUUUCCUGCUCCUUCUCAUGCUUUUGAUGAGUGGCAGUUCCUUUUCAAAAGAUGAACUGAAGCUGCUUCAUACUAAGGACAACCAGAGAUUUGCCUGUUUAGGUUGCGUGACUGUGGUGUCUUUAAUAGAACAGUUUUCUCAAGUCCACAACUCUACAGUAAAAGCAACUCUGGAGAAACUCUGUACCUACUUACCUGUGUAUGGUUUUCCAGGAAAGUCCCCCCUACAGGGUAUUUGUUUUCUGCUUGUUGAAAUAUAUGGACCAAAGAUUAUUAAACUGAUAGAAGCCAAAAUAAAUGCGGAUGUGGUAUGCCAUUUCAUUCACGUAUGUAAGAAGAAGGCAGGCCAACCAUACUGUCAUCUAUACCCUCCUCCUAAGGAAGGGUUUAAUGUAGCCAUAAAGAAAUCAAAAGAAAUGUUUACAACUGGAAGCCAGAAAUACAUGCAUGAACUAUCAUUUAUAUGUACACUUCCUUUUGUGAGGAAUCUGUGCCAGAGAACUAAACUUCUACUCAAGAACCAGUUCCCAUUUGUAGAUCUUGAUGGAGAUCACUUUAGUACUUACCCGAAUUUGAGAGGGUAUUACUGGAGAGGCCGAGACUGUGAUGAUACAAAUGCUGCUGUGUACCCGGGUAGACGCCCUGAGACCUGGGAUGCAAAAGAAGAUUCCAACUGUAAUGGCAUAUCAGGUGUUGAUCCAAAAGAUGGUAUUCCUUACGAACAGAAAUUCUGCAAUGGCACAGAAUCCAAGGGUAUAAUUAUGCUGGGAGAUUCUGCUGGAGCUCUGGCUCACAUUCCUCCUGAAUGGAUAACAGCAUCGCAGAUAUCACCGAAAACGUAUUCCAACCUUCUUGAUGUAAUUAGCAAUGAAAUUGACUGGCCUCAGUUUUCAGCAGUCACUGGAUUUCUCAAUUCCACAAUUGGAGGAUGGACAGAGUCACUCUACCGCCUAUUACGCAGAAGAAAUCGCUGCAAUCAUAGAGAUUACCAGAAUAUUUCUAAAAAUGGUGCCUCUUCAAGAAGUGCCCUACAUCUUGUUCAAGGCUUAGCAAGGAAUCAACAGUUCGACAAACCGGCAAUAGUUAUUUUUGCAAUGAUUGGGAAUGACGUCUGUAAUGGAAGUCCGGACACAUUGAAAAAAAUGACACAGCCUCAGCAAAUGCGUUCCAAUGUUGUGAAGACUUUGCUUUACUUGAACAGUCACCUUCCAAAAGGGAGCCAUGUGGUUUUGAUUGGCUUAGUAAAUGGUAGCUUCAUCUGGGAUACCAUGCACAGCAGAUACCAUCCUCUUG